AUGUUCAACAAACACGUCACCUAUUAUGUUCGUUUCACCGGGUUUAGUUUAAACACUACUGACGAAGAAAUCAAAAAAGUCGUAGCACCAUAUGAGAUAUUAACAUUUGACAUCCCACGGUUCAAAAAGGACACUCCACUCACGAAAUACAUCAUCGAAACAAAAACCCCAGAAGACGCGUUGAAAACAAUUGAAAAGAAAAACAAAGCCCCAUGGGAAGACCGAAAGAUCACUGUUGAACUCGACAUCGAAGACAAGACUCAAACUACAGCAAUUGCUCGAGGCUUUCCAUUUGGCAAAGAAGUCCCACAAAUCACCAAAUUCUUUAGUGACUGCCCCGUUGAAAAAGUGUUACAGAAAGUCGCUAAGAAAGGCGAAUUGUGUGGAAAUGUAAUGGUUGGUGUUAGAAAUAUUGAAAUAGCAAAAAAGAUAGUAACCGACUUAGACAACAAACCUUUUAAAAAUGUCACUCUGAGAACAAAAGUCUUGGACAUCGCCAAAAAGAACGUCGCGACAUGUUUUGUAUGUGGGUCGUACGACCACAAAUCUAUGGACUGCCCCGAAAAUAAAGACAAAGAGGUGGAGCAAAAGGAGAAGACCGAAAAGCACAAAAAGAAUAGCAAAAAGGAAAUGGAAGAAAAGAGUGACGAUGAAAGUGGUUCAAAAAGUGAUGAAGAAGAACACAGUGAAGAAAGUAGUGAGGAAAGCAGCGAAGAAAGCAAAGGUAAAAUAUAUAAAUCUGACAAACCAAAAUUUAACAGGAACAUUAAAGGCAAUUUUAAAGGUGUUAAAAGAGACUUUAAAAAUGAUAGAAACAAGGGAAAAGGACAAAGACGAGGAAAAUAA
Molecule: messenger RNA, 846 nt
Organism: Entamoeba invadens IP1
Lineage: Eukaryota; Evosea; Mastigamoebida; Endamoebidae
Exons: 1
Coding region: 1-846 (281 amino acids)
Molecular function (GO): zinc ion binding; nucleic acid binding
Source: RefSeq, a predicted model, not a curated record